AUGGCCAACUCCGGCCUCCAGCUCCUGGGCUACUUCCUAGCCCUGGGUGGCUGGGUGGGCAUCAUCGCCAGCACUGCCCUGCCACAGUGGAAGCAGUCCUCCUAUGCAGGCGACGCCAUCAUCACUGCCGUGGGCCUCUACGAAGGGCUGUGGAUGUCUUGCGCUUCUCAGAGCACGGGGCAGGUGCAAUGCAAGCUCUAUGAUUCGCUUCUGGCCCUGGACGGUCACAUCCAGUCAGCGAGAGCCCUGAUGGUCGUGGCAGUGCUGCUGGGCUUUGUGGCCAUGGUGCUCAGUGUCGUGGGUAUGAAGUGCACUCGGGUUGGAGACAGUAACCCCAUUGCCAAGGGCCGUGUGGCCAUCUCCGGGGGUGUCCUCUUCCUCUUGGCAGGUCUCUGUACCUUGACCGCUGUCUCGUGGUAUGCUACCCUGGUGACCCAGGAAUUCUUCAACCCCAGCACUCCUGUCAACGCCAGGUAUGAAUUUGGUCCAGCUCUGUUUGUCGGCUGGGCCUCUGCUGGCCUGGCCAUGCUGGGGGGCUCCUUUCUUUGCUGCACAUGUCCAGAGCCGGAGAGAGUCAACAGCAUCCCACAGCCUUAUCGCUCUGGACCCUCAACUGCUGCCCGAGAACCGGUUGUUAAAUUGCCCGCCUCCAUCAAGGGCCCCCUGGGUGUGUAA
Molecule: messenger RNA, 675 nt
Organism: Microtus oregoni (creeping vole)
Lineage: Eukaryota; Metazoa; Chordata; Mammalia; Rodentia; Cricetidae
Gene: Cldn19
Product: claudin 19
Exons: 5
Coding region: 1-675 (224 amino acids)
Biological process (GO): cell adhesion; bicellular tight junction assembly
Cellular component (GO): plasma membrane; bicellular tight junction
Molecular function (GO): structural molecule activity
Source: RefSeq, a predicted model, not a curated record